This is a messenger RNA of Bradysia coprophila, 6868 nucleotides long. Its product is annotated as NFX1-type zinc finger-containing protein 1-like. Gene Ontology annotation, biological process: regulatory ncRNA-mediated heterochromatin formation. The record is from RefSeq and is a predicted model, not a curated record. Lineage: Eukaryota; Metazoa; Arthropoda; Insecta; Diptera; Sciaridae. Gene Ontology annotation, cellular component: nucleus; nuclear RNA-directed RNA polymerase complex. Gene Ontology annotation, molecular function: helicase activity; zinc ion binding.
GAUAUAGUCCAUUGAAUGUUGAUAUAUCAACAUUCAGUUGACCAUAUCUCAAUUUAUCAGCAUUCAGUUGACCCAUCGAUAUAAUAUAGGGAUAUCGAAACCAUAAUUUCCCCAUUAAUCAAAGAAUGGGUCGUGGAUUUGAUCACUCAAAUGGCAAUCGCAAUAAUUCUGGCCAGCCCUUCAACGCUUUCGGAUUUAAGCGUUUGGCAGAGUUUCUAACGCAGACUAACGAUGAAGUGCUAAUGGCACUCGAUAAGAGUACAAAUAAUUUUUUGCAAAAUUUGCGAAAAGAAUCCAACGAAGAUACGAUGAUUCUGUUGAUUCUCAUCGUAGGAGAAAAAAUUUGUGGCGAAACGUCACUACAUGAAGUGCAAAACAAUCUGGUGGCCUUAUCUAUAGAUCCGUCGUUUUUAGAGAAAAUUCUCAAGUUUACAUCGCAGAUUCCAUCGUUGCGAGCAGACGAGGCGAACAGUGACAUCACAGUCGACCGAAGUCAUACUCGAAUCUUGAACGCUUUAUCAGCAUUCUACGGUCGACUUUGCGCUCGAAUGCCGGCUUUCGCUGCAGAUAAACUGCUGCCGUACAUUCAAGGAGCCCACAACAUAAGCGAACUGCUGUCGUUGAAGGGACUAAUAGAGAAAGAGAAAUCGAUCGAAAUCGAAUCCAGAUUCGAUGCCUUGAUACAGGAAAUCGAAUUGACGAAAGAGGCGGCUAGACAAAAUUCUACCGCAGAAUUCCAGACGAAGAUGAGAAAACGGCAACAGAUAACACCGGAAGAUCGUGACAAAUUGUAUCAGAUAACUCCGGACGACGAUUUUCGUAACAUGUCGAUUAUUCCAUCGAAAGAAGAAAUUCUCUCUGACGAAGAACCGUUCUUACGGCCAAAUUUAAUCGACGGUAAAUAUCCUUCUGCAUUGACGUACUUGGACGUACAGUUUCGACUUUUACGGGAGGACUUCCUAGCGGUUUUGAGAGAAUCGGUGAAGAAAUACUUUUUGAUGAAUGCGACCGAUCACGAUUCCAAGAACCAUCGUCCGCAUCCUGGAACAGUACGGAUUUACCGUGACGUAAAGUUGCACAAAGUCAAUUGCACCACAGACGUGACGCUGUUUACAAUGAAAUUUUCGACCAUCAACUUGAAAAGAGUCAAAUGGCAAAACAGCAAGCGACUGUUGACCGGCUCGUUAUUGAUUCUGACGCCAGAUCGUUUCAAAAACAUUUAUUUCGCCACUGUAGGACGACGGGAUGAGAAAAAGCUACCGCAAGGACUAAUCGACAUCAAGUGGGAAGGCAUUCGACCAGAUACCUACAAUAACGUCACGUUUCUAAUGCUCGAAUGUGAGGUCUACUUUGAAUCGUAUCGGCAUACACUAAAGGCACUUCAAGAUAUGGCAAAAGCGUGCCCACCUCUCUAUGAUCGACCGCGUCUUCAAACAUACAGAAUGUCCAAAUACAUUGUAGACGUCACUACCAAUGUGAUUCCACCGCCCGAGUAUCUUCUCACCCGUGACUGGAGCACGGCAAGCAUAAAUUUUGAAAUGAUUUUGCAAUCGAACCAGGAAGCAAUCAAUUUGCGUAAAGCUAAAAGGGAGCAAGAGAAAGAUCCAUCGUUCAUAGAUGAUGGACAAACUAAAGUGCCCGAAUUACAAUCUUUCAAGAUUAAUCCUUUGGAAUUGGUCAAGUGGCCGUCAGCGACUGAGCUCGGAAUGGAUUCGCCUCAAUAUGUCGCUUUUCAGUCAGCCAUAACACAAGAGUUGGCUAUCAUCCAAGGACCACCAGGAACUGGUAAAACCUACAUUGGCUUGCAAAUAAUGAAGUUGCUGUUGGCGAACUCUCUCGGAACUUCUGACAGUCCCAUCUUGGUCGUGUGCUACACAAAUCAUGCACUGGACCAAUUUUUAGAGGGAAUCAUUGCAAUCAUGAACUCAUUGAACAUUAAUCCGUAUGGGAAGUUAGUGCGCGUAGGUGGACAGUCGAAAGUUGAAGAAAUUCAGCAGUACAACAUUCGCAACAUCAGAGAUGAUUACUUGCGCCAGAGAAAGUAUGAUGACAGCUAUGCCCAACUUCGUAACCGAUCGAGACAUCAACUGAUUUUGCUACAGGAUCACCGAUCCGAUUUGAAAAGUCUUUUCUCCGAUUUGAGUUGUCCAGAAGGAGUUGUAAACUUUAGCAUACUGAACGCACAAAUGCAGAAGCACGACGAUGAAUUCAGUUUACAUUCGAUAAUUGAUGGUGAACUUGCCGAAAUUUUCUUCAGUAGAAAUGGAGCCGCCCUUUUCAAUUGGCUCCAAAUGAAUAACCAUCACUUCGAAUUCGACCAUUUUUCGGCCGAAAAUAUUCUCAAACGUUGGUUUCGUGUUACUGCCACUGGUAUGGCUAACGGUAGACAACCAGAAGUAAGCCAAGAAGUGGAGACACCUGAAGCAGAAAAUGAAGAUGAAGAGCUUCGUAGAAUUUUAGACGCUCACCGAAUGGAAGAAGAAAUACUGGAAGAGGACAGAAAAUACAAAGCAGAACGGUUGGAAUACCAUUUUUGCUACAGACAUGGAGAAAAAUUCAAAUCGGCAGAAGACGAACUAUUUGCUGAACAUCAAAUUGCUCGCCAACAGAACAAUCACCAAAGAGCCAGAUAUUUGGAGGGACGACUGUACGAAUUAACGUUGCAGAAAAAAAAAUUUAAUAAUCAAUGCGCGUUCAUGAAGGCCUUUCUGCGAAACUAUAAAGACGGUCGAAUUAAUUUACCGAACGUAACACCCGAUUCGCUAGCCAAUGAUGCACAUUCAGUGUGGCAGCAUACGAUCAGUGAAAAGUGGGCAAUUUAUUUCUACUUCAUUGACAAAAUUAAAAAAUAUUUGCUCCAAGAAAUCAUCAAGAUCGAAGCGGUUAUAAUGGAUGCACAGAAGAAAAUGGACGAAGUUAAAAAUCAAGGCGAUGGAUUUAUUUUACAGCAAGCGCAAGUAGUUGGCAUGACUACCACUGGCGCUGCUAAGUACAAUACUGUACUGCGUAUGAUGCAAUCGAAAAUAGUGAUUGUCGAAGAAGCCGCCGAAGUGCUUGAGUCCCACAUCAUUACCAGUUUAACGGAACAUUGUGAACAUUUGAUUUUAAUUGGUGACCAUCAACAACUCAGACCGCCAACAACUGUUUACAAACUGGCCAAGGAUUACAAGCUGGACAUAUCCCUGUUCGAGAGAUUAAUCAAAAACAACAUCAAGUGGCAAUAUCUUCGGGCACAGCACCGAAUGCGUCCAGAAAUUUGUAAACUGCUGGUACCCACAAUCUAUCGGGAUUUAGAAAAUCACUCAAGUGUCCACUUCUAUCCUCCGGUGAAAGGAUUUCUAAAAAAUAUUUUUUUCAUCAAUCAUUCCGACCCGGAAAAGGCGGACAAUGAUUCGAUGACAAAGUCGAACGAGUACGAGGCUCGGUAUAUAACCCAACUGUGCCGUUAUUUGAUGUUACAAGGCUACCAAUCCAGUCAAAUAACGAUAUUGACCACUUACAUUGGACAAAUGUUUUUAAUCAAACGGCUGCAGAUGGACGAAGGCGACACAUGUAGAGGUGUUCGGGUCACUGUUGUCGAUAAUUUUCAGGGUGAAGAGAACGAUAUCAUUCUUUUGUCACUCGUACGAAGUAAUGACGAGAAUAAGAUCGGAUUCUUGCGAACCGACAACCGCAUCUGCGUGGCACUGUCUCGAGCAAAGCAAGGCUUGUACAUAGUUGGGAAUAUGGAUUGUCUCGUCAAUUCGCCAUCGACCACCUGGAAGAAAAUAUCCGACGAACUAGCCGAGCAAGAAAGUAUUGGCCCCGGACUGAAGUUACGUUGCCAAAAUCACAAAGAAAUUAUCGAAAUAAAUUCGCCGGAAGAAUUCCGACAAAAAUCACCCGAAGGCGGAUGCACGAAGAUGUGCCCUGGUGUGUUGCCACGAUGCGAUCAUGCGUGCCGUAAAAUCUGUCAUGUGGUUGACAGUGAGCACCAUGCUUAUGAAUGCAAGGAGAAAUGCGAACGACAUUGUCCCGAUGCGGAAAAACACCGAUGUCCAAACGUUUGUUCGAUGUAUCCUUGUCCUCCUUGUCGAACUGCGAUGCGACGUACUUUACCGUGUGACCAUGUGAUCGAAUUACCGUGUCACAUUGACAUCCUAACAUCCUAUUCGUGUAUCGUAGUGGUUCUGAAGUCGCUGGAAUGUGAACACAUUGUUCCAUUACCCUGCUGUGUACCAGCCGAAAGUCAUCGCUGUACAAUAAAAGUGGACAAAAGCUUGGAAUGUGGUCAUACGAAGAUGCUUCCGUGCCAUGUUCCAGCAACAAACUACCAAUGUGUGGAAAUCGUUACGAAGGAUCUCGAUUGCGGUCAUAAAGCUCCAAUGAAAUGCAUCGAUGACGCCUCCAAGUUCAAUUGCCGAUAUCCUACUGUUCGACUUCUAUCCUGUGGCCAUGAGCAAACGGCACCUUGUAACGACGAUAUUCCAACCAUUAAAUGCGAAACGCAGUUGGACAAAGUGAAACCGGACUGCAAUCAUGAGGUAAAAAUCCCAUGCCACCUGUCCGAUGACCCGAAGAAAUGGAUGUGUUUGGAGAAUUGUGACACCCGCUUGAAUUGCGGUCAUCAGUGCGUGCGCAAGUGUCACAAUCUUGAAGAUCGAGAUCAUCUCAACUAUAUAUGUACGAAAGUAUGCGCUCGCAGCUGCAUCAAUGAUCACAGCUGCAAAAAGAAACAUCCAUGCCAUGAGAUCUGUGACCCAUGCAAAAUAUCGACCAAAAAAACACUCGACUGCGGUCACGACAUCACUGUCAAGUGCUUCGAAAAUAUUGCAAAUCGUCGGUGUGAGGAGUCUUGCCAACGCGAAGCAUUAUCUUGCGGACACAAAUGCUUGAAAAAAUGUAACGUGCCUUGCGAACCGUGCACUACAUUGACGGAGAAGAAGUCGAUCGACUGUCCACACACUUUCAAGGUUCCGUGCGACCAGAGAGCAGAAAAGUCAAUUUGCGAUGAACUGGUACCUUCGGAUAAUUUUUCUCUUUGUGGUCACAUUGUCAAAGUUCCGUGCAGAAUUGCGGACACUUGUUCACCCGAAGAUUGUUUACAAUAUUGCCGUCGACCUUGUGGCUACAAAUUCGAUUACGACGGCGGUUGUGGACACACAUGUGAAGGUGAUUGUGCUUCAUGCUGUCAAGGAAGAAUUCAUGUUAAGUGUAACAGUAAAUGCAAACGGAUUUUGGCGUGUGGUCAUGUGUGCAAAUCUCCAUGCUCAAGUUUAUGUCCUCCAUGUUCAGACGCAUGCAUUUUACAAUGCAAGCAUUCGAAGUGCAAAAAGACUUGUGGUGAGCCAUGCAUCGACUGCAAGGAACCUUGCAAGUGGAGUUGUGAGCAUUCGCAGUGCAAAAGAAAAUGUUCGGAAAUGUGCAACCGAAAUUGUUGUGAUGAACCGUGCAAGAAAAAAAUAAAGUGUGGCCACGAUUGCAUUGGCAGUUGUGGGGAACCAUGUCCACCGUUUUGCCGCAUCUGUGAAAAGGACAUUGUUCAGGAGGAUUUCUUCGGAUUCGAAGACGAGGAGGAUGCAAGAUUCGUGUACUUGGAAAAUUGUGGCCACAUCAUUCACCGAGAGUCGAUGGAUACAUGGAUGGCACAGAAAACUGAAGAGAAAUCGGAAAGCACUCAGAUAACUGUGAAGCGAUGUCCCAAAUGCCAAACGAUAAUCACAAAAUCUGUUCGGUAUGGGAACAUUAUCAAAAAACAGUUCAAAGAAGUGCUCCGAAUCCGUAAGAAAAUCUUUGGCAAUGAUCGAACACAAAAGGACACCCAGCUAGUGGUUGCUAGAAAAAUCCAAUGCCAGAGCUUUCAGCAAGAAUGUCAAUUUGAAAAUGUCCGAGAGUUUUUGGAAAAGAAUCUUUUUGUGAUGAAGAAAAUUAAGGUUCGACACGGUCACCAAAUGGAUCUCCAACUGCUAGAUGUGGACCAAUAUACGUUUGAGAGUUUGCACAACAUCGUGAGUUGGUGGGAAGAGGCCGAAAGAAAUAUGAAACCCAACGAAGUAACCGAAUCACCGCGAACUCGACAAGUCAUUAAACCACUCCCUAAAGUGCUGGCUACUAAGCAAGAUUUGAUUCCGGAUUCCAGAACGGAACUAUUGAACAUGUACAAGCAACUCUUCGGAAUAUUGCUCUCCCGGAAGUUACCAUUGAGCACUCAUGAAAUCAAUGACUUUGAUCAGGAGUUCGCUAAAAUACACGACGUUUAUCGUUUAGGACUUCGCCGUGGGAUCGACAAUUUCGAUUCGUUUGCCGGUGCACUUGAAAUGCACAAUGUAGUGCACAGGCACUUAAUGCAAAAAAGACCGUACGACGAGGAUAGGCAAAAGGAAACUCAAAACGCUUUGACGAAGCUGGAAGAAAUUAUAAAAGUCGGAUGGGUUGGCUUGGUGCAAAAACGCACUUCAGAUGCUCGUAAAAAUCGAGAACAGAUUUUCGCAGCAAUGGGUUUCCGUGGAAAUCAUUGGUAUUCUUGCACCAAAGGUCACUUGUACGUCGUGGCCGAUUGUGGAGCUCUCAAUCAAAGCGGUACUUGUCCGGAAUGUCGUUCUACGAUUGGUCGUGGUUCUCAGAACAUCGCUGCUGUUCGAGAUGAAUCAGCCAUUCAACAGCAAAUAAACAGUGUUGUUGACAUUUUUCCGGAGACGUAUUACACUCCAACCUUCCAGGAUCGUUUUAGGAAUGCAGAUCGUGGUCGUAUCUACAACAAACGCGACCAUAAUCGCCGUGGAAGAAGAAAUUGAUUUGCGAUGAACAAGCACCCUAAUUGUAAACGAUGAACUCACACGGCAAUUUUAAUGUUUUUUUAAUUUUACUUUUUCGACAAUAAUAAAAUAAA